Messenger RNA from Nycticebus coucang (slow loris), 2791 nucleotides. RefSeq names its product sialic acid-binding Ig-like lectin 13. Gene Ontology annotation, molecular function: sialic acid binding. Gene Ontology annotation, cellular component: plasma membrane. The coding region runs from base 103 to 1410 and encodes 435 amino acids. The transcript has 7 exons. The record is from RefSeq and is a predicted model, not a curated record. Lineage: Eukaryota; Metazoa; Chordata; Mammalia; Primates; Lorisidae. Gene Ontology annotation, biological process: cell adhesion.
CUUCCUGUGAGGCCUCCUCUGAGUCCCGCAGCUCCCAGUUCCUGAGAGAAGAACCCUGAGGAGCAGCCUGUCCCCAGCGGGCCCUGACACCUCCACCCGGACAUGCUGCUGCUGCUGCCGCUGGCCCUGCUCUGGGGGAGGGCGGGGGGGCAGCAACAGAGACGGCCCUGGGCGGCUUAUAGCCUGAAAGUGCCGGAGGUGGUGACGGUGCAGGAGGGCCUGUGUGUCCAUGUGCCCUGCUCCUUCUCCUACCCCUCGGAAGGCCGGAAAGAGUCUGGCCCUAUUUCUGGCUACUGGUUCCGGGACGGGGCCAAUACAAACCACGAUGCUCCAGUGGCCACAAACAACAGAACUCGACAAGUGCAGGAGGAGACCCGGGGCAGAUUCGACCUCCCUGGGGUCCCCAUGAGGAACAACUGCUCCCUGAGUAUCAGCAAUGCCACGCGGAGUGACCAUGGAUUAUACUUUUUUAAGGUGGAGAAAGGACAGAGCAUAAAAUGGAACUAUGUACGCAAUAAGCUCUCUGUGCGUGUGACGGCCCUGACCCCCAACAUCCUCCUACCGGGGACCCUGGAGUACGGCCACACCAGGAACCUGACCUGCUCUGUGCCCUGGACCUGUGAGAAGGGAUUGCCCCCCAAGAUCUCCUGGGCUGGGCCCGCUGUGGUCCCUCAGGGUCCCACCACCGGCCACUCCUCAGUGCUCACCCUCGUCCCACAGCUCCAGCACCAUGGCACCAACCUCACCUGCCAGGUCACCUUGCCUGGGACUGAUGUGACCGGGAUGAGGACCGUCCAUCUCAAUGUAUCCUACUCUCCUCAGAACUUGACUGUGACUGUCCUCCUAGGAAGCAGCACAGCUCCCACAGCCCUGAGGAACGGCUCAUCUCUGUCAGUUCUGGAGGGCCAGUCUCUGCACUUGGCCUGUGAUGCUGACAGCAACCCCCCUGCCAAGUUGAACUGGAACUUUAAGAGCUUGACCCUGAGCCCCUCACAGCCUUCAGACCCUGGGCUAUUGAAGCUGCCCCAAGUGCAACUCAGACAUGAAGGAGAAUACACCUGCCAAGCACAGAACCCUCUGGGGUCCCAGCACGUCUCUCUGAUUCUCCUCCUGCAGAGUGAACAUGGCCCCCUGAACCAAGGAGAGGGAUGGGGAGGGAGGAGACACGACCCUGAAUCCCACCUCCCAGUGUGGGAAGGACCGGAAAGGGGCAAGAGGGUCUGGGCCAGGCAGGAGAGUGAAGUCCCGCAGGAGGAAGUCAGCUCAGACAGUAGUGGGUAUGGAGGAUGCGGACAUUGUCGUAGCCUGAUCCCUCAGGAAACUCUAGAACAAGCCAAACUCAUGGAUGAUGACAAAAGCCAGGACACUGGUUGCCUCUCAGACCGGACUUGCAGGCAGAGAUUGACAUAGAAGGGGCUGAUGCAUGGUGUUUUCUCAGGUGACUGAAUGUCCCAUAGCUUCAUAGGGUUUUGGCUGUGUGAACACAAGCCAUUCUCACCAAGUGAUGUCUUUGAGCUGCCAUGGGCAUCUCACAAACUCAGCACCCAGCCUGAAUAAUUUGGGGUGAAGUCCCCUCUUUCUGAAUCUCAGACAGCUGCCUUCUUACUGUGCCCCUACAUAGAGGGAGAGAGCUCCGGUUCCUUCCCCUCCUUAGAAUAGUACUCAUUGCAUCAAGAGGGGUCCACCUUCAUACCCUUAUCUAAAUUAUAUUACCCAUCAAAGGUCUUAACCGCAAAUACCAUUAAAUUGGAGAUUAGAGUUUCAGCAUAUGACUUUUGGGAAGAAACAUUCAGUCCAGAGCAAAGGCUAACCCUGUAAAUAAUUGGUAAAUAAUCAGCAGUCAAUGAUGUUGCUUUAGACCAGGGGUUAUUUGAUCAUUUUGUGAUUAGGACAGAGUUUUAGUUUGCACCUGUGUUGAAAAAUAACUAGAGAGUGGUUUUAUUCUUGCCUGGUGCUGUGGUCCGGUGUUUUCACUCACACACUUUGGGGAAUCAGCUCUGAAGUUCAGAGGGAGAGCUAGCUGACCCAGGGUGGCCACAGCCUCACGGGGCAGUUUUAUGGUCCCCUGAUCAGCCGAGGAGUCUCAGUUCGCCACCUUUCCCUUCCUCGGUGGCAGCAUGGAAUAGUGGUGUGCAGGACCCCAGGGAAGAGCUCAGACUUUACCAAGCUAUCGGUCCCUGCCAGCCAAUCCCAUGGGGGUAGGAAAAGACUUGUGGGGGGCCUCAGGGGUCAGCUCAUUAGACAAGUCCUCACCAGGACCCACACAUCUGUCUUCUCCUCAGCCCUUUUCCUGAGAGCUCUGUGGCGUGGAGGGUCUGACAUCCCUAACAUGAGGGCUGCUGUAGGGGAAGAGAACCCGAUUUUCCUCUGAAGAAAGUGCAGGUUGGGCCAUGAGGACCCAGGGAUCAGGGCAGAGGGGAAGGUGGUAUUAUGGCCUGAAAUGCAUCCCCACUCCGAAUUUAUAUGUUGAUGUCCCAACCUGCAGUACCUAAGGGUUUGGCUGUACUUGUCAACAGUGUCUUUAAAGGGACACAGUCCUCCCUUGGUGUUAGUGGGGGACUGGCUCCAGAACACUCCCCACAUACCAACAUUCAUGAUGCUCCAGUCUGUGAUAUAAAAUGGUGCAGUAUCUGUGUACAACCUAUGCAUAUCCUCUUGCCUCCAGAUUACCUGUAAUGCCUGAUACAAUGUAAUUGUUGUGCAGCAAUUUAUCCCAUAUUUCUGAAAUUGGUAUUAACUUUAUUGUUAUGCUGUUGUCAUUCAUUGGUUUUUGUUUUUAAAUAUUUCUGAU